Nipponia nippon (crested ibis) is the source of this 7660-nucleotide messenger RNA. NCBI's taxonomy places the organism in Eukaryota, Metazoa, Chordata, Aves, Pelecaniformes, Threskiornithidae. The record is from RefSeq and is a predicted model, not a curated record.
AUGACGUCGUGGGCUUGUCUUCUGAGUCCCGGCUGCCAAGCUUCUCUGCAGCGGUUGCUCCAGCAAGUACGUAGUUCCUAUGAGAUGAAGUUAAUUGUUCAAGAGCUUCGUCCCAGGUUUGCAUGUUACUUGCAUAGUUUGCCUAGUACUGAAGAUACCAGCCAGCACUGUGGUACAUCAGUUUGUCAAAAUGAAGAGAACCACCAUUCCACAGAGGAACUUAGCAAGUCUGAAAUCCAGGAGGAGCUGAAAAAGGCUAAUAGCCUUCCUAGUUUGACUCCUGGAAUCAAAACAACGGAUAAAGACAAGCAACCCCGAGAAGAAUCUAAACCCUCUACCUUCCAAGAUGAACCCAACAGAUGUGAAAAGGAUUUACAGAACACAAAUACCCUUCCGGAGGACGUGCAGCGAAAGCAUCCAAAAACUGAAGAGCCUAUGUGUUCUACAGCUAGAAUAAAAGAGGAUUCUGUAAAUAAAGAUGAUGCCAUCUCAAAUAAUAUUGGGAAAGAUCUCUCACAGGAUCUACAAGGAGGCUGGAAACGAUCUGCAGAUGCACAAAAGCAGAUGCAACAGAAGCCAGAAGCACCUGCAGUCACUUAUGCAACAUAUCGAGGUUCUGCAAGGAUUAGGCAGCUACUGAAGAAUCAAUCGGAAAUAUCUGAAAAAGGAGAAGAAAGUACUGAGAACAGAAAUGGUUCAAUGGUCAAAGAAAAUGGAGAAAUCCAAACAACUGUCUCUCCGAAAUCAGGACACUUAAAAGAAAAUGGUGAAGAUGAGGGUAAAGAUUACGAAGAUGAUGUCAUAGUAAAUUCUUAUGCAGUUAAGAUGGGAGUGAAAAAGUCUGGUAAAGCUCAGCAUUGCUUGGGUAGCAGUAAACGUGAAAUAACUGCAAACACCACUACUUCAUCUACUGAAUCAUCUCAUGAGAUAGACUUAAAACAUACACCUGCUUUAGCUGCAACAAAAGUUGAAAGGACAUAUUCACUGGAUUCAUUACUGUCAUCUAGUAGUAGAAACAAUGAGAUCCUAACCAGUUCCACUUCCCAGAUUGCCAAUUCCCUUAAUGUGAGUUCUGUAAGCGAUUUGGUUGGAAAAGAAGUUGAACUGCUGGGAGAAGCAGUAGCUCAGUUUCAGGCAGACAAAAAUGGCACUUGUAACUUUAUUAAAGAAAAUCAUUGUAGUAAAGCAGCUAAUAAGGAGUCCCCAAAAGAAAUGCAUGAUCAUUGUUUACGUUCACCCAAAUCAGAAAAUAAGACAGUUAAUGAAGAACUACAGGUGAGUAAGGGAGAAUAUUGCUGUAAUCAUCAAAUGGAUAGUCGCUCGGAGCUAACGUUGGAUGUCCAGAUGCUUCAUUCCAGUACCACUACAUUUCAGCAGCAAGCCGAUCAGCAUACAGGUAGUGCAAAUAAAGAUGGUGAUCCAAGCAUAUGUGAUACACAGAAAAUUGUGGCAGCUGUAGAAAAAAAGCAAAAUCCACAGAACUUUCUUGCUACUGCUCUUUUACCUUUUAAUGAACAAAUACCCACUUCACUUAGCAUGGAGUCCAGAGAAGAAAAAUGUAUAGCCGCGGAUAAUUUAACUGCUUCAGUGUCAUUUAUUAAAAAUUAUGAAGAUACAGUCAUGGGCAGAGGGACUUGUAAUGAAGAACUGAGUGAGUUAGGGAAACCAAUGCACAUACAAAAUGACCACCAGUUAGUCCUUGCGGGGAAUUCUAAGGAUACUGCCACAUCGCAGACUGGUUUACCUUGUCUAGAAACUGAGGGUGUGGAAACAAUGAAGGUUUUAUCUGAGGUUGCAGUGGAAAGCCUUGUCAAUGUAUCGUCUUGCAUCCAUGGGGGUGUGUGUGUGAAAUCUAAUUCCCAUGAGCUGAUAGCACCUCUCUCUGUUACUUAUGAGUUGCCUUUUGAAACUGGAGGCUCUUGCUCAGCUUCUCUUCGUCCUAGUUGCAAGACCGAAAAUAAAACUAUAGGGAAAAGAGAAGUCAGUUUAAAAGAUGUGAGACAGACUGUUUCUCAUCCUGAUCUUGAAUGUGAGAAGAGCAAAUCCUUUGAGCUGGUAGAGAUGAGCCUCUCGGAAAGCUCAGUUCCUGUCUGCAACUGUGGUCCUGUUUCCGUUGAAACUGUUCAAGACGUUCUUGCCAAGGCAUUAAUUACACUCACAGAAGAUAACACAGCAAAGCCUGCACCUUGCCCUUUAAUCAGCAUUGACAGGACAGAUGAUCGUACUCCUGCUGCUUCUAAAAUCGACAAGACUGGUAUGACUGAAGUUGCUCUUGUUCCUUCCGAGUGUAAGGAUUGCGUCUCUGAACUUUCCUCUCAUAUUUCUAAGUCACAAGAAAACAUUCUAGAGGUUCCUUAUUCUGCCUUGAGGUAUGGGGAAAGGCCUUUGACCAACAAUUCUGCUUUCAUGUGUGAAAAAGAUGUUGAUGUGGACAUCCUUUCUGAAUCUCCUCCUGUUUCUGAAGAUAGGUGUAUUAAUUUUUCUUCCAAGAAGGAAAACAGUAAUAAGCCUAGGGUAUCACCCACAGUACUUGAUUCUUCAUCUGACAACCAAGGAAAAAUCCCUUCUCCUGCCACUAGCUCUGAAAAUGGCCAGAUUGCUACAUGGUCUGCUGCUUACGAACAGGACAGCUUUAUUUUUCCAGCUGCUGAGUUUAGGAGCAUAAUCCCUGAGGACAGAAUGACUGAGGUGCCACUUUGCUCAGGAGACCCGAGAGCUUCGUGCCUGGCUGGUUCUCUGGAACCUGAGCUUACUCCAGCUAUGCUUGAUUGCUCUGCUGCUGGAGUAGAUGUGGGGGAUGUUUGCAUCCCCAGGCCCUCUUCACCUACUCUGGGGUCUAGAGAAGCCUCCAACCUUUCCAUUUCUGCCUUGGAAGCAUUGGGCAUUGCUCAGGGGAACAGUUAUUCUUCCAGUCACAGAGCUGGUGAUGGGGCAGAGGAGGCCUCCUCCGCACAACAGGCUGACGGCGGUGUCUCGGCAGAGGCAAUGCCAUCAGCCAUCUGUCCUUUGAAAUCUUUGGAAGUGGCACCCAAGUCAGCCUGUACUGAGAGUGUGGGCAGAAAUGCUGUGGGACAGGUGAAUCUGGGUAACUGUGCUUCUGCUAUCUCAGAAGCCCCUUCUGUGACAGAUGAUCAAACAGCUGCUGCACCUGCAGAGUCAAGUGAGCUCCGUUCUGAGGAAGUACGGGAAGAUACCAAUAUGAAGGGACAAGAACGUGCUAAAUUCCAAGAUGCUGCCGUUUUGCUUAAAAAAGCUGAGGAAAUAGUGGACUCAGUUUUACGCUUGGCUAUAGAAGAAAUAAUAGCAAAACAAGCCAUUGGUGUCUGCCAGCUUUGUGGGAGCAAGGAUGGUUUAAUAAAUGUGGAUAUUCUAAAUGAUCAGAAAGCUGGAACUGUACAGCUGGAAGCAGAAGAAAUCCAGUCAGCUGUGCAGUCAUUAAAACAUUGUAAUGAGAGCAGUGGAGGAGGCUCAUCUUCACUUACAGGAAAUGAAACAGUGGAUACAAAUAAUCAAGAUGAAAAGAUACUACCUUGCAUCCCUGAUAAAAUUGACCUACAUAGUGCACUAGCACUAAAAGCAAAGGAAAUAAUUGAUGAAGUCAUUAACUCAGCCAAACAAAAACUGGCAUCCAAUCAGUGGCAAGGCAGUGAAAGUAAGAGGCCUUCUGAAAAGGUUGAUCCUAAACCUAAGGCUGAAACCCCAAAGAUUUUAAACACGGAUGUGAAGUUACCUGCCAAAACACAGGAGCCAACAGAGAAGGUGGAAACUCAGAGUGUAGCUGUAAACUGUGGAAAAGCAGAGUGUUCAGGUCCUCCUCUACUUCCAAAUAGUAUGGAAAAUAGCAUAGAUUGGCCCCAAAGAGGUGAGAAGAUACCAAAUAAUGCAUUUACGCGUCAAAGAAAUGGAUUUCUACCCACUGGUAGUUCAGCAAGGUCAGAAUCAGAUCUUAUGACACCAGCCGAAGAGAGACACGUUAGAAAGGUGUGUGAAGAUCCGGCUGCAGCAGAGUUGUGUGGCAAAGCUGGAGUAUCAGCAACUAGUAGAAAAUCUGAUGGAUCUUUACAUUUAAUACAUAGAGAUGCUACUGUGAUGGAAGAGAUGCUUCUGUCACUGCAGUUAAAAGAUUUGUGCAAUAAUACAAAUAUGCCAGAGUGCACAUUGCUGCCAACUGUAAAUGUUAAUUUGUCAUCUUUUAUGCCUGAUGAAGAAUGUAUCAGCAUGCGGAGUGAAUCUAAAGACAAAAGCAGUCCUCGGGAUUCUCUGGAAAGCAGUGCAGAGGACAGUCCGUAUGAACACUGCGGAAGAGAGGCUGCAGAAGUAGCUGCACAAGUAAAAGCAACCUUAGAAGACUCGAAGGCAGUGGAGAGUGAAGAGGAACUAGCAGAAGGGGCAAGUGAGAUAGCAGAGGUUAAUGCUGGAUUAAAUACACAGUUCACUGUACCUGGAUUGUCUGUUAUUGGAGAGGACAGUGAAGGGAAAAACUGCUUCAGUGUAGUUUUUGCCCAAAAUAAUGAGAAUCCAAAGCAGCUACAAAUGAAGGACCAAGACAUGAAGAGAAAUUAUCAGCUUGAAGAAAAUGGUCUGGACUGUAGCGAUGACAUGAAGGAAUCAACGGAUCUUUUGGCCUUUUCUCCACUAAUUGAACAGUGGGAAAACAGUUCUUUCGCUAUCAUUUAUGAAGGUGCCCUUCAAACUGAGAACAAAUCUGUCUCAACUGAUGAUAUGCAAACUGGUUUGCUUUCUUCUUCUGUUCUGCCUUUGAAUAAUACAGAGCAUCUCAUGUGUGAAAGAGCGAAGAAUAAACAUGAGCCAGCCUGUCUUUAUGGGAAGGAUAACAAGUUGAAUGAAGCAACAGAUAGCCGUAGCUCAGAGUCAUUUCUGAGCGUGGAGGCCAAGCGCUGUAGAGUAUAUCCUUUCUCUUUGUCUCCAAUAUAUGAAGAUGACAGCUCCCAAGAAGACUUACUUUCCACAGACGUGUCGCCAGAAGACCGUCCUAGUGGAAUAUCUAAAGAUAAUGUUGACCACGCUUCUGUGCUGUCCCUUCUCCAGUCAGUUUCUGAGCGCUUACAAUUUACUACUCAGUUCACUAAAGAGGACGAGGAGGAGGGAGUGGAGGACGAGGAGGAGGAAGAAUCAUCAUAUGAAGAAAAUGUGCUUGAUGGUGAGAGAGAAGAAGAAUGUCUUUCCAGUCAGUGGAGAAGGAAUUUAAAAACAACCCUUGGAUCAAAUGACCAGACUAGAUCUUUGUUUCCUGAACAAUCACAUCUUCUUUCAAAAGAACAAAUUGACUCUAAGGAACAACCAGAACUGUUUCCAGAUGCGGCUUCUCCCAGUCAAACACCUUGUAAGUCAGUUUCGCAGAAAGCUGAUGUUGCUCUAAAGCAUCCUUCUACAAGUGUAUACUACCAGUAUUUGAAAUCUGCCAGCAGUUGCUCCUCUGAGAAGGUGACCAGGUUUGGAAGCAUUCUCCAGGAUAUGUUGCAGCCAAAGAUUCAUCGGUCUCAAGACAACUCCAUGCCAAAACUGGGAGAAUUGUCAGCGAACCUCAUUGACAGGGCAAGUCUCAAAUACAAUCCAAGACCAGGAAAGAUUAUUAUUUAUGAUAUUUAUGGUGACAAAAGUAAACAAGAAGUUCAUUCUGAUGUGUUGGAUACCACGUCCUGGAUCUUUCCCAUUGGAGCAUCGCUUAGGAUAAUUAGAGGAUGUUGGAUUUUUUAUGAGAAACCAAAGUUCCAGGGUCGGAAAUAUGUACUAGAGGAAGGAGAGACUGUGCUGGAUCACCUUUGGGAUCUUCCGGGUGUGAAACAUCGUCGAAGAAACCUCACAGUUGGUUCAAUCAAACAUGUAACAAAGGACUGUGGUGUUCCAGAGGUAGAGUUCUGCCUGGCAGCUGGUGGUACAGAGGGACUUCCUAUCUGCGUACAGGGUGCGGUUGCCAAUUUAGAAGAACUGGAUGUUGAGAAAAACCCUUAUAUAAGAGUCAAAUCAGGAGUAUGGCUUGCUUAUUCAGACUUUAAUUACAAGGGAGAGAUGAAGGUUUUGGAAGAAUGCAAUUUACCAUCUGAAAUUCCUUCAGCAGAUGUAAAAUCUCUGCGUCCCUUAAAAAUGGGUGGACUAAAGGUAGAAAUGCCAAUGAAUGUCAAGAUAAUAAUAUAUGAGAAAACUCACUUUGGAGGAUGGUCCAAAGAGUUUUCAGAAAACGUAAGUUCUGUCCCAGCUCUGUUUGGUUGUGAAGAGGAGUUUCAGGAAAUUGGAUCAGUACGUGUAAUUGGUGGAGUAUGGGUUGCCUAUGAUAAGGAGCGCUACAAAGGCCGUCAGUACUUGCUGGAGGAGGGAGAUUAUGAAGACAGACACUCAUGGGGGGGAACUGACAGUCUCCUGUCUUUCCGGUUCCUUCAGGCUGAUUUCAUAGAGUCGUCAGUGGCACUUUUUCAGUCUGAUGAUGAAGAUGGGAAAGCAUUCGACAUCGUCAAUGAAGAAAUCCCUGAUUUGGAGCAGGCUGGAUUUGGCCCAGAGACAAAGUCGAUUCUUGUGAGAAGUGGAGUGUGGGUUGCAUAUCAGCAGAAAUAUUUCUGUGGAGAACAAUAUGUAUUGGAGAAAGGAAAAUAUAAAUGUUUCUUUGACUGGGGAGGAUCUAGUAAAAUCAUCAUGUCAGUUCGACCUGUUAAGUUGGAACCGCUUGGAACGAAUGAGCCUCCACAUUUGCUCAAAGCUUUCAGUAAUACACAUUUCCAAGGAGCAUGUAUAGAUUUCACAGCAGAAGUUUCUGAUUUUACAUCAUUCAUACCAUGUUCUUUUAAGGUUCUUCGGGGAUGUUGGCUCCUGUAUUACCAAGGGGAAAUCACUGACAAUCACUGUGUGCUGGAAGAAGGCCUCUAUGUUGACCUCAGUUCCUGUGGCUGCCCGACUGCUACAAUCAAAUCCCUCAAGCCUAUUCAAUAUGUUUUUGCAGAGCCCUCCAUCAGUCUGUUUGCUCUGGAAUGCUGCAAGGGCAGAGAGCUGCACUUCAGUGAACCCAUCAAUUCUGUUUUGAAUGAGGACCUUCAUUUUUACACUCAAUCUGUAUGGGUGAGAAGUGGAUUGUGGAUUGCAUACGAAGGAUGUAAUUUUUUAGGAAAGCAGAUUCUGCUGGAGCCCAGUGAGAUUUCAAACUGGAAUGAACACAGUGGCUGGAAAGUAAUUGGCUCCCUUCGUCCUAUGAAGCAGCCAGCAGUGUACCUCAGAGUGAAGAACCGAGCCAUGGGUAAAUAUUUGACAGUUGCUGGAAGCCUAGCAGAUAUAAGAGCCACAUCAGUGUGCGCAUCCCCGUACAAUGGCAAGAAUACCCAGAUCUGGCACUACUGUCGUGGGCUCUUCAAAUCCAAGGCUAACAACGCCUGCCUGGAUGUCAUCGGUGGCAGAGACGUGCCUGGGGCCAAAGUCGCGCUCUGGGCAGAACAUGGGAAGGACAGGCAAAAGUGGAGACUCAAUGAGGAUGGAACCAUCAGUUCAUACCUCAGCGACCAACUGGUGCUUGAUAUUAAAGGAGGAAAUUAUUACGACAAGAAUCACAUCAUUAUGAAUCAGCCAAUAGACGACAAACACUCACAAAAAUGGGAUAUUGAAAUAUUGUGAGUAAAACCCACCACACAGAUGGACCUCGUGUGGGUUAUUAACACCU